Messenger RNA from Aedes albopictus (Asian tiger mosquito), 883 nucleotides. It is a transcript of the gene Naa40, whose product is annotated as N-alpha-acetyltransferase 40. NCBI's taxonomy places the organism in Eukaryota, Metazoa, Arthropoda, Insecta, Diptera, Culicidae. The record is from RefSeq and is a predicted model, not a curated record. The coding region runs from base 150 to 779 and encodes 209 amino acids. The transcript has 2 exons. Gene Ontology annotation, cellular component: nucleus. Gene Ontology annotation, molecular function: histone H2A acetyltransferase activity; histone H4 acetyltransferase activity; protein N-terminal-serine acetyltransferase activity.
CAAGCAGUCAGCCUCCCACCGACCGAUUUCGCGCUCAUCCUUCAUGCUUCUGAAUGUUUUGCUCGGCAGCAUAGCGCAUCAAAAGGCCAGGGUCUAGAAAAGUAUAGUUUGUUUAAAGUGUAAUUUUAGUGUCCAAAAUCACCCAUAACAUGUCCGCAUUGGAGGAAAUAACCAACAGCAAUUCUGCCGCGUCGGCAACUGCCCAGCAGAAGUCCAUUGAGAAGGCUAAUCGGCAGGUAAAUCCCAUGGUAGAUUUCCCAGACUUCCUCAAGUACGACCAGAACGGAUGCGAGCUGGAUUUGUACUGCCGGCGGAAGGCCGACAUGGACUCCAAGACGCUCAAGUGGGCUUUUAAGCUGGCGGAGAAAAACGUUGGACCACAGUACAAAGCCUGCAGCCUCGGGUGGCAACCGAAGGUCAAACAAUCGGACUUGAACAAAGCGUGGGCCCGGUAUUUGGUGGCCCUUGACCGGAAGACUAAGAAACCCGCUGGCUACACGAUGUUCCGCUUCGACUUGGACUAUGGUCGGAGUGUGCUGUAUUGCUACGAAAUGCAGGUGGAUUCGGAGUAUCAACGGAAGGGACUGGGAGCCUUCAUGAUGCAAGCGCUUGAGGCGAUGGUUCGGCACUACGGUAUGGAGCGGUUGGUGCUAACGGUGUUGAAGAACAACGAGGACGGUAUGCGGUUCUACCGGAAGUUGGGAUACGACGUAGAUGAGACCUCCCCGGACAAGUCUGACAACGAAGCGUAUGAAAUAAUGAGUAAAUCUAUGCUUUAGGCUAGCAAGGCUUUAGGACAUCAUUCAGCAGGAAAAUUGUUUUAUAUUCAUCGUGACUGAUUAACAUCUUAAGGUUAAAAUACAACUACAACAACUGUAUAACA